Oreochromis aureus is the source of this 1506-nucleotide messenger RNA. RefSeq names its product zinc finger protein 62 homolog. The annotation marks the transcript as partial. Gene Ontology annotation, molecular function: RNA polymerase II cis-regulatory region sequence-specific DNA binding; DNA-binding transcription activator activity, RNA polymerase II-specific. Lineage: Eukaryota; Metazoa; Chordata; Actinopteri; Cichliformes; Cichlidae. The record is from RefSeq and is a predicted model, not a curated record. Gene Ontology annotation, cellular component: nucleus. Gene Ontology annotation, biological process: regulation of transcription by RNA polymerase II. The transcript has 3 exons.
AACAAUUUCAGCCAUUUGGACUCAGCCACUACAGAGGAAACAAUGACUUCAACACAGGAGGACGAACAUGGGUUGAGAAGUCAGCACUCUCAGGAGGCCGACAAACCUCACAGAACAAAGGGAGAGAAAAGAUACAGCUGUGAUGUGUGUGGGAAGGUUUUUGCUCACAGUAGCAACUUACGACAUCAUCAAGUUACCCACUCUGGAGUUAAGGCGUACAGCUGUGACUUGUGUGGAAAGUCUUUUACCCAGGCUGGAAGCUUAAAAGCACACAGACUCCUGCACACUGGAGUUAAACCGUACAGCUGUGAUCAGUGUGGUAAAGCUUUUGCUUGCAGUAGCAACUUACAUCGUCAUCAAGUUACCCACUCUGGAAUAAAAGCGUACAGCUGUGAUGAGUGUGGAAAGUCUUUCGCCCUGGCUGCAAGCUUAAAAACACACAAACGCAUCCACAGUGGAGUUAAACCGUACAGCUGUGAUCAGUGUGGUAAAGCUUUUGCUGACAGUAGAAGCUUACAGAGUCAUCAAGUUAUCCACUCUGGAAUUAAGGCAUACAGCUGUGAUCAGUGUGGUAAAGCUUUUGCUUACAGCAGUGGCUUAAGGGGUCAUAAAGUUACCCACUCUGGAAUUAAGGCAUACAUCUGUGAUCAGUGUGGUAAAGCUUUUGCUCGAAGUAGCGACUUACGAAUUCAUCAAGUUACCCACUCUGAAAUUAAUGCGUACAGCUGUGACAUUUGUGGAAAAACCUUUCGCCGGCUACUCAGCCGAAAUAUUCACCAACGCAUUCACACCAAAAAUGAUUUUUGCUUCUGUGAUCAGUGUGGCAAACGGUUUGUGGCAUACAAAUAUUUACAGCGGCACAUGUUUACCCACACUGAGGAGAGACCUUAUAAAUGUGAGCUGUGUGAGAAGACUUUUAAAACUCAACGUUACCUGAGAGUCCACCAACAGAUUCACAACAGAAAGAAACUCUACAAGUGCAGUUACUGUGAGAGCAAAACAGAUGGAUCCUGUUCUCAACCCUGUCACCGCUGUGGUGGUGGGAAAGAGUUUCGUUGUGACCUUUGUGGAAAAACGUUCAUUCACCAGCGAAGCUUAGAACUUCAUCAGCGCAGACACACUGGAGAAAAAAUGAACUACUGCAAAGAAUGUGGGAGAGGAUUCCCCACAUCAAGUGAAUUAAAAAAACACGAACUCUGUCACAGUGGGGUUAAAAACCACAUCUGUGACCACUGUGGGUUAUCUUUCUUCACUGCAGGUCAUCUUACAACACACAAACAAGACCACACAGGAGAGAAACCAUAUAAGUGCAGACACUGUGACAAACGCUUCUCACAUUCAAGUCGUUGUAAUGAUCAUGAAGAUACACACAUUGAAGGGAACUUCAGCUGUGACCAGUGUGACAAGAGCUUCAAGAAUCUCAGUUCAUACUCCAAACACAAGCGAUCCCACGCUGUAAAUAAACUGUUUCACUGUUACCAAUGUGCAAAAACGUUCACUUCAUUA